Messenger RNA from Puma concolor (puma), 690 nucleotides. RefSeq names its product transcription elongation factor A N-terminal and central domain containing 2 (gene TCEANC2). The record is from RefSeq and is a predicted model, not a curated record. Lineage: Eukaryota; Metazoa; Chordata; Mammalia; Carnivora; Felidae. Gene Ontology annotation, biological process: DNA-templated transcription. Gene Ontology annotation, cellular component: nucleus.
UGGCAGGACUGCUUUUCCUGAACACGCUGCAAGCACGUGAAGGUAGUUGGGAGUCCACUAGCCAUGGAUAAAUUCGUCAUUCGAACGCCUAGAAUCCAGAAUAGCCCUCAGAAGAAAGAUCCUGGUGCAAAGAUUUAUAAGCAGGCCACGAUUGAAUCUCUUAAGAGAGUUGUGGUUAUAGAAGACAUAAAAAGGUGGAAAACUACGUUGGAGCUUCCUGGUCAGACCAGAGAGAAUCUAGUUGAAGCUUUACGAGAAUUAAAGAAGAAAAUACCCUCCAGGGAAGUGUUAAAAUCAACAAGGAUAGGUCACACUGUGAAUAAGAUGCGUCAGCACUCAGAUUCAGAAGUGGCUUGUCUUGCUGGAGAAGUUUACACUGAGUGGAGAACUUUCAUUGAAAAACAUUUAGAUAGACCUUCUAUUGAAGUGCGAAGUGACCCCAAAACUGAGACAUUCAGGAAAAAUGCCCAGAAGUUACUCUCAGAAGCCUUGGAAUUAGAGAUGGAUCACCUACUGGUUGAAAAUAUUGAGCGGGAAACGUUUCAUCUCUGCUCCCGCCUCAUUAAUGGGCCAUACCGGCGGACGGUGAGAGCCCUGGUCUUCACAUUAAAGCACCGAGCUGAAAUCCGGGCGCAGGUGAAGAACGGCUCGCUGCCAGUCGACACGUUUGUACAGAACCACAAAAAAUGA